Ictalurus furcatus (blue catfish) is the source of this 1255-nucleotide messenger RNA. Its product is annotated as trifunctional purine biosynthetic protein adenosine-3-like. The transcript is spliced from 2 exons. Gene Ontology annotation, cellular component: cytoplasm. NCBI's taxonomy places the organism in Eukaryota, Metazoa, Chordata, Actinopteri, Siluriformes, Ictaluridae. Gene Ontology annotation, molecular function: phosphoribosylglycinamide formyltransferase activity. The record is from RefSeq and is a predicted model, not a curated record. The coding region runs from base 699 to 956 and encodes 85 amino acids. Gene Ontology annotation, biological process: 'de novo' IMP biosynthetic process.
GGUAAUAUAAUGAUAUUAUGAAGUAGGAAGUACAGUAAACCAUUUGCAAGCAGUAUAACUAUAUAUAAAAUAGAGAUAUAGAGCAAAUAUGAAAGUAAAUUAUAAACCAGAAAUACAGAAAAAUGUAAAAGAAACUUACUCAUAAUUCAGAUGGUGAAGAUUCUUGUCUCGCAAGGAAGGUUUUAAGAGAAAACCAUGAGGAGCCAUUUAUAAGGGUAGCUGAGUCAAGCUUCCCCCGCGAGAUAAGAGUGAGACCAAGGUCUCUCUAAAUUGUUUUGUCUCUCUCCCACUUUCGAUCCUAAUGGUAUCCGGAAAGUCCUCUUUCAAAACAUAAUGGUAAUGUAGAUGAGCUAUUUUUUAACCCUAUUGGUAUUGAUAUCAUAGUCUUUCUGAAAUAUAUUGGUUAUCUACUGUGUAAAUACAGUAUAAAUACUGGAGCUUGAGCUCCAGGUGUCAGAUCACUUCUGAGAAUUCUCAUCGGUGUGGAUCUCGUGUGGUGGAACGGAACCAAUAAAUCUGGACCCUUGCUUCUUCUCACUCACGGCUGGUGUCUUUUUUUCUAUCUCCAACUGGGUUCACAGAUGUGAGUAUUUGCUUCUAUGUUGAAUUUUAAGUGUUUUUGGGUAAUAGGCUAAAUUUGAACCAGCACAGGCAAGGUGCUGAAUAUCCAUCCAUCACUGCUGUCUUCCUACAAAGGUAUGAAUGCACAAAAGCAAGCACAGCUGGCUGGGAUUCGGAUAACCGGAUGCACUGUGCACUUUGUGGCUGAGGAGGUGGACGCAGGUACCAUCAUCAUACAGGAAGCUGGUCCCAUUCUGACUGACACCGAGGACAAUCCAUCAGAGCGCAUCCGGGAGGCAGAGCAUCAGGCCUUCCCCACUGCUUUAGAGCUUGUAGCAAGUGGAACAGUGAGACUUGGGGAAGAUGGGCACAUCAUCUGGAACCAGUCAGCAUAGGUGUUGGGGCUUGAGCUUAAUAUAGAGAUGCAGUACUGCAUGGACAUGGUCACAUGGUAACAGUACCUCUGUCCGUGACUCUGAAUUAGUCUCGAUUACACUGAGUGAGUGUUCAUUUAAUCUCAUUUCAGAUGUUGAUGCUAGUGUGUUGUACAUUGUCCUGUGUAGAGUUUUACAAUGAGUAAAACUGUUACAAUGUUGCCAUCACGUAUUACUGAACACUCCAUACUGAAUCAAAAAAGUAGUUAUAUUAGUAACUUAGCUGCUAUUAUGAGUCCACUUUACCCCUUCCUAUUGUG